AUGUCUGAACAAGGAAAGGGAGGAAAUGGAAUUGGAAAAGGUGGCAUGAAGCGUCAUCGCAAAGUAAUGGAUGACAACAUCCAGGGUAUCACCAAGCCCUCUAUCCGUCGUUUGUCCCGUCGUGGUGGAGUCAAGUGCAUCUCUAGCUUGGUCUACGAAGAGGCACGCAAAGUUCUUCAGGCUUUCCUGGAAAACAUUAUGCGUGAUAUUAUCACCUACACUAAGCAUGCCAAGAGAAAAACUGUCACCACCAUGGACGUCGUCUACGAUAUGAAACGUCAAGAGCGCACUCUGCGGUUUUAA
Messenger RNA from Phymastichus coffea, 303 nucleotides. Its product is annotated as histone H4 type VIII-like. NCBI's taxonomy places the organism in Eukaryota, Metazoa, Arthropoda, Insecta, Hymenoptera, Eulophidae. Gene Ontology annotation, molecular function: structural constituent of chromatin; protein heterodimerization activity; DNA binding. The transcript has a single exon. The record is from RefSeq and is a predicted model, not a curated record. The coding region runs from base 1 to 303 and encodes 100 amino acids.